This is a messenger RNA of Fonsecaea erecta, 753 nucleotides long. RefSeq lists its product as hypothetical. The coding region runs from base 1 to 753 and encodes 250 amino acids. The record is from RefSeq and is a predicted model, not a curated record. Gene Ontology annotation, molecular function: hydrolase activity. The transcript has 2 exons. NCBI's taxonomy places the organism in Eukaryota, Fungi, Ascomycota, Eurotiomycetes, Chaetothyriales, Herpotrichiellaceae.
AUGUCACAAUCACCAUCUGCAGCUUGCUGCAACACCCCCGCUGUUGUAAGCCAAGGCUACAAAGAGAAGGGAAAAUGGAUAAUUGUCGACGGGUUGAAGACAUACGCAACGGGACCUUCCUCUGCGAGCCAGGGAAUUCUGGUCGUGUACGAUAUUUUUGGGUUCUUUCCACAGACGCUGCAAGGCGCCGACAUUCUUGCACACGCAGAUAAGGAGCACCAAUACCAGGUAUACAUGCCGGACUUCUUCGAAGGAAAACCGGCCGACAUCUCCUGGUACCCACCAGACACAGAAGAGAAGGGGAAGAAGUUGGGCGAAUUUUUCCAGACCUCUGCUGCCCCACCAAAGACGGUCGAGCGAGUCAACAGGGUAAUGCAGGAGUUGAAGUCGACAUAUCCCGGUAUCAAGAGUUGGGGAAUUGUUGGAUACUGCUGGGGUGGGAAGAUUGUGAACCUUGUUUCUGGAUCCAAUACAGUCUUUAAAGCAGCUGCGACCUGCCAUCCCGCCAUGAUCGACCCGAAUGAUGCACCGAACAUCACCAUCCCUAUGCUCAUGAUCCCUUCCAAAGACGAAGACCAGGCCGAUGUGGAAAAGUACGAGUCGAAGCUCCAGGUGCCCCACCAGGUAGAAUGGUUCAAGGAUCAAAUUCACGGUUUCAUGGCGGCAAGAGGUGACCUUGAGAAGGACGAUGUAAAGGCCGCCUACGAGAAGGCCUACCAGCUCCUGUUGAAUUUCUUCCAUAAACAGCUUUGA